CGUGUGUGUGACGAGAAGUGGGAACUGUGGGUGUGAUGUUGGACAGGAGGACUUUCCCCGAACACCGUCGCCGGUGUAUCACCUGUCUCGGUCGUCAAGCAGAGCCGCAAACGAUGAGAGCGAAGCUGCGAACGCGGUGCUGGAGCUGCAGUUAGCCCAUUUGCGGGAGUCGGGCGCGGCAGAGUCGAAUGCCGUGGCAGGCGGGAUGGGGUCUCGGAGUACGACUCCGAUUCCCGGCGUAUCGAGCCUGCACCAAUCUUCGGGACCCGCAGCGCCAGUGCCGAGGAUACCCACUCCCGAGAUUUCGCUUGCAGGGACCGUCCGUUCCGCGAGUCCGAGUUUGGCGAGGAUGGGCGGCGUAUCAGCACUUGGGGGAGGAAGCGUAUCUUUCUCGAGUUCGGACGGACGGGGAGUGGGGCUGGGUCGAGCCGCGAGUGCAAGCGCUGCGGACUUUGCCCAGAUGACAAUGCAGAUGAGCAGGUCGGUGAGUGCGAGCACGGCGGAUUUCGAGACAGCCUUCCAGGGGCUGAGUGUGUCGGAUAUGCAAGGAUUGGCGGCGGCGCGGGAGGAAAGAGGGGUGCAGCAGCAGCAGCAGCAGCUGCUGCAACAGGAGCAACAGCAGGCGCGGCUGCAGCAACAGCAACAGACGCAGCGGCAGCAGCAGCAGCAGCGGGCUCAAAUAGCUGCACAGGCACAGGCACAGGCACAAGCUCAAGCCGCGCAGGCAGCGCAGGCGUUGGCAUAUUCACAAGCUUUGCAGCAGCAGCUGUAUUCGGGCGUGGAGUCUGGGUACCGGGGUCAGCCGAAGUUUGGUGUGGGUGGGAUGGGAGGUCAACAAGGUGGUGCAGCGGGGCUCCAGGCGAACCUGGGGGCGAAUACGAAUCCAGCGGCAGCGAAUAUGUAUGCUGCGGCUGCAGCGGCGGCCAUGUACAUGGCACAGCAGAAUCCGUACUACCCAAGCAUGAACUCCGCGAGCGUUUACGGUCCACAGUAUGGGCUGGGUGGAUACCCUAUGAAUCCUGCAAUGCUGGCCCCGAUGAUGGCGGGGUACUCGCCCCCGGUGUUCGAUCCCGCAACCGCAGCUGCCCUUGCGAGCAUGGGCGUGAGAGCGGGCGUCCCCGGAUCUCCUGCGCAGGCAGCGGUGGACAUGCAGAAUCUGUACAAGUAUGCAGGCGGAGCAUCGCCGCAGAUGCACGAUCCGCUGUACUUGCAGUACAUGCGUGCGGCGGAGGAGGCCAGGGCAGCGGCGUUGGAUCCUGCGGCGCUGAGGAAUUACAUGGGAGGAGGUCCCGUGGACAUGGCGGAGGUUCAGAAGAACCAGCUGAAUGCGAUGCUGGGAGGGUACAGCGCGGAGCAGAAGUCGCAGUUUGGGAGGACGGGGUCGAUGGGGAUCCCGAUCGCGAGCCAGAAGAGCGGGUCGGUGAGCCCAGGGUACUAUGGCAGUCCUCCCGGAGUGGGGGUGAUGCCAUACAACAAUUCGCCUCUGGCGAGCCCGGUGCUUCCGGGGUCGCCAGUGGGGGCGGGGAGCUUUGCGGUGCGGCGCGACGAGCGCAGCCUGCGGCUGUCCGGGGCAUCGAGAACUAGUUCCGGGAACAUGGGGUCUGCGAGCGGGACGACGUACGGGGGGUGGCAAGGGCAGAAGACGAGCGAGACGCCGGAGGAGACACGGGGGUCGACGUUGCUGGAGGAGUUCAAGAACAGCAAGACGAGACGAUUCGAGCUGUCGGACAUUGCAGGCCACGUGGUGGAGUUCAGUGCCGAUCAGCACGGGAGUCGGUUCAUUCAGCAGAAGUUGGAGACGGCAAGCCCGGAGGACAAGAACAUGGUUUUCCAGGAGGUGCUUCCUCGGGCUCUGACGCUGAUGACGGACGUUUUCGGGAACUACGUGAUACAGAAGUUUUUUGAGCACGGCACUCAGCAGCAGAGGAGGGAGCUGGCGAGCCAGUUGGUGGAGCACGUUCUGACGCUGAGUCUGCAGAUGUACGGUUGCAGAGUGAUUCAGAAGGCGCUGGAGGUGGUGGACGUGGACCAACAGACGCAGCUGGUGUCGGAGUUGGAUGGGCACGUGAUGCGGUGUGUGCGGGACCAGAACGGGAACCACGUGAUCCAGAAAUGCAUCGAAUGCGUGCCACCCGCGAAGAUUCAUUUCAUCAUAUCUGCGUUUUACAACCAGGUGGUGACUUUGUCGACGCAUCCUUACGGAUGCCGGGUGAUUCAGAGAGUCCUGGAGCACUGCACGGACGAGCAGAAGCAGAAGGGGAUCAUGGAGGAGAUUUUACGUUCGACUUGUACUCUGGCCCAGGACCAGUAUGGCAACUAUGUGGUACAGCACGUGCUGGAGCAUGGGCGAGAUCACGAGCGAAGCGAGAUCAUCACAAAGCUUGCUGGGCAAAUAGUGCAAAUGAGCCAACACAAAUUUGCGUCAAACGUGGUGGAGAAGUGCUUACAUCACGGCGGACCAGUGGAGCGG
This is a messenger RNA of Physcomitrium patens, 2470 nucleotides long. The record is from RefSeq and is a predicted model, not a curated record. NCBI's taxonomy places the organism in Eukaryota, Viridiplantae, Streptophyta, Bryopsida, Funariales, Funariaceae.